Messenger RNA from Mugil cephalus (flathead mullet), 4900 nucleotides. It is a transcript of the gene npepps, whose product is annotated as aminopeptidase puromycin sensitive. Lineage: Eukaryota; Metazoa; Chordata; Actinopteri; Mugiliformes; Mugilidae. Gene Ontology annotation, molecular function: metalloaminopeptidase activity; zinc ion binding; peptide binding. Bases 61 to 2853 code for a protein of 930 amino acids. The transcript has 23 exons. The record is from RefSeq and is a predicted model, not a curated record. Gene Ontology annotation, biological process: peptide catabolic process; proteolysis. Gene Ontology annotation, cellular component: cytoplasm.
UCUGUGUGCGAGAAGAGAGAGAGAGAGAGAGAGCGAGAGGAGUGUAACUGGCUCCAGUUGAUGUUGCUGCUCCUCGGCCGCACGUUUCCGCUGUCAUUCGCACACAGAGUCACUACCUGCUGUCCAUCCUCACUAUCCAGGUCCGCCGUGGUUAGCUCCGUGCUAAUAAAAAUCUCUAGCCGUGCACACAACACCGUCUUCGUUGGCGCAGCCGGUCAAAAUACAGGAACCAUGCCCGAAAGGAGGCCCUUCGUACGGUUACCGACUGACGUUUACCCCGUCAACUAUGGCUUAAGCCUGAAGCCCGACCUCAUCGAUUUCACUUUCGAGGGGAAGCUGGAGGCACUGGUGGAGGUUACACAAGCCACGAAUCAGAUCGUGAUGAACUGUGCUGACAUCGACAUCAUCACGGCUUCGUUCGUGCCGCAAGGAGGAGAAGAAAUCAACGCUUCGGGAUUCAACUAUCAGAACGAGGAUGAGAAAGUCACCCUGUCAUUCACUAGCGCUCUACAGAAAGGCUCCGGCACGUUGAAGAUCGACUUCGUCGGCGAGCUGAACGACAAAAUGAAAGGGUUCUACAGAAGUAAAUACACGACUCCCGCCGGAGACGUCCGCUACGCCGCCGUCACGCAGUUCGAGGCCACGGACGCCCGCAGAGCUUUCCCCUGUUGGGACGAGCCAGCUAUCAAAGCCACCUUUGACAUCUCCCUGACAGUUCCCAAGGACCGAGUAGCCUUGUCAAACAUGAAUGUCAUCGACCGAAAGCCAUGCCCGGAAGAUGAAAACCUCGUCGAGGUGAAGUUCGCCACCACGCCCAUCAUGUCCACAUACCUCGUAGCUUUUGUCAUCGGUGAAUACGACUACGUGGAGAGCCAGUCGUCGGACGGCAUCAUGGUACGCGUCUACACGCCGGUCGGGAAGGCGGAGCAGGGGAAAUUCGCACUGGAGGUUGCAACUAAGACCUUACCUUUCUAUAAAGACUACUUCAGUGUUCCUUAUCCGUUGCCUAAAAUCGAUCUCAUAGCUAUUGCUGAUUUUGCUGCAGGUGCCAUGGAAAACUGGGGCCUUGUAACCUACAGGGAGACGGCGUUGCUAAUCGACCCGAAGAACUCCUGCUCGUCCUCCAGGCAGUGGGUGGCGCUGGUGGUCGGACACGAACUCGCGCACCAGUGGUUCGGAAACCUGGUCACCAUGGAAUGGUGGACCCAUCUGUGGCUCAAUGAGGGCUUCGCGUCCUGGAUCGAGUACCUGUGCGUGGACCAUUGCUUCCCAGAAUACGACAUCUGGACCCAGUUUGUCUCGGCCGACUACACCCGCGCUCUGGACCUGGACGCGCUGGACAGCAGCCAUCCCAUAGAGGUGAACGUGGGCCAUCCGUCAGAAGUAGAUGAAAUCUUUGACGCCAUCUCCUACAGCAAAGGAGCGUCUGUGAUCCGCAUGCUGCACAACUACAUAGGAGACGAGGACUUUAGGAAAGGAAUGAACUCCUAUCUCUUGAAGUUCCAACAUAAAAACGCAUCGACAGAGGACUUAUGGGACUGUCUGGAACAGGCCAGUGGGAAACCCAUUGCCGCGGUAAUGGGCUCGUGGACCAAACAGAUGGGCUUCCCAAUAAUAGUAGUGGACCAGGAACAGCAAGGCGACGACCGCAUCCUCAAGAUAACCCAAAAGAAGUUCUGUGCUAGUGGACCACAUAAUGGUGAGGAUUGCCCCAACUGGAUGGUCCCUAUUAGUAUCUGUUCCAGCGAGGACCCCAAUUGCAUCAAACUGAAGGUUCUCCUGGACAGACCAGACACCACCAUCACUCUGAGCGGCGUCAGCCCAGAACAGUGGGUCAAGAUUAAUCCCGGCACCGUCGGCUUCUACCGCAUCCAGUACAGCUCGUCCAUGCUGGAGAGUCUCCUCCCGGGCAUCAGAGACCUCAGCCUGCAGCCGGUGGAUCGCCUCGGCCUGCAGAACGACCUCUUCUCCCUCUCUCGUGCAGGGAUGAUCAGCACGGUGGAGGUGCUGAAGCUGAUGGAGGCGUUCGUCAACGAGCCCAACUACACGGUGUGGAGCGACCUCAGCUGCAACCUGGGCGUGCUGUCCUCGCUGCUGUCCCACACCGACUUCCACGAGGAGAUCCAGGAGUUCAUCCGGGACCUGUUCACUCCCACCGGCCUCGAGCUCGGCUGGGACAGCAAACCGGGCGAAGGUCACUUGGACGCCCUGCUACGGAGUCUGGUCCUGGGGAAGCUGGGCAAGGCGGGACACAAACCCACGCUGGAGGAGGCCAGACGGAGAUUCAAGGACCACGUGGAGGGAAAGCUGGUGCUGCCUGCAGACCUGAGGAGUCCGGUUUAUCUAACAGUGCUGAAGCACGGAGACAGCGCCACGCUGGACACGAUGCUGAAGCUCCACAAACAGGCCGACAUGCAGGAGGAGAAGAAUCGCAUCGAGCGGGUUCUUGGCGCCAUCUCUGCCCCCGACCUCAUCCAGAAAGUCCUCAGCUUUGCCCUCUCGGAAGAGGUUCGCCCCCAGGACACGGUGUCGGUAAUCGGUGGAGUGGCAGGAAGCAGCAAACAUGGCCGGAAAGCUGCCUGGAAGUUUGUGAAGGAUAACUGGGAGGAGCUUUACAACCGCUACCAGGGAGGCUUCCUCAUAUCACGUCUCAUCAAGCUCACGGUCGAUGGAUUUGCGAUUGAUAAAAUGGCUGCUGAAGUAAAGAGUUUCUUCGAGAGCCAUCCGGCUCCGGCGGCCGAGCGUACGGUGCAGCAGUGCUGCGAGAACAUCCUCCUCAACGCCGCCUGGCUGAAGCGCGACGCAGACGACAUCCACCAGUAUCUACUGCAGCGCAAGGCGCCCCCAGUCUGAGCAGCCUCCUCCACCUCCUCCUCCUCCUCUAAGCCCCUCCCCCUUCUCCUCCUUUAACCCCUCCCCCCCCCUCCAGCGCGGACCUCCCAGCAUCAUAGCUGCCUCGUCCCACCCCCUAAAGCCUAGCCCCGCCUCCCCCCCCAUGCCCCCCUCCUCCCCUCACUUACGGACCAGAGCGGGACAGCAGAGCAUACUUACAGCAGGCUUCAUUUCUCUAAAGAAAAAAACUGUAUGAAACAAGAAGACAAAGCCAAGAAUUUAAGCCGAGUGUUUCGGAGACGCGAAGAGACUCUUUCUACGUCGGAAAAAAAAAAAAAAAAAGAAUCCGUUUUAGUCAGACCAGGAAUGUAGCUUUAGCCCCAUUCUGUCCACGUCGCAUCAUCAAACGAGUCACAGAAAAACGUCGUCGCAUCCCUGGAAAAAGCACCGUUACGAACACCUUCCUCCACCUCUGCGUCUUAGCUGAGAAAACUGUGAACCCCGUCCUCCCCGUUUUUUUUUUUUUUUUUUCUCCACCAGUUUUAAACGCACGAGGGACUAUUAUUAUUAUUAUUAUUUUUUUUUUUUUAUUAUUAUUAUUAUUUUGCCGGUGCCCCUCGUCCUUCUCCUUCGGGGGUCGUGUUUGAGGGGGAAACCCGAGGCCGGGGCAGAGUGGGGUUAAAGACACUCGUAGCGUGGGGUCGUAGUUUCCAACAGCACUGAUUUCUCCACUGCUAAUAAACGGUUAAGACGAGGCGAGCAGCGCUAGCAUGGUACUACGUUGUAAACUGUAUAAUUCAGGCAUUUUUUUUGUUUUUUUUUUGUUUUUUUUUUUGCAGAUGUUCCUUUUUAAAUAACGAGUUAAUGGAAAAGUUCAUGGAUAUCCACCCCCCCCCCCUAAAAAAAACAAAAAAACUAAAUAAUAAACCUGAGCUCAGCUCAGAGUUUCUACUUUAAAUCAUCCACCAACAUAUUUAAUCCAAUGAAAUGAAAUGAAGAUACGGUUGUUGUUUUUUUUUUUUUUUUUUUUUUAUAAGACAUCCAAUGCAGUGAUUUAUUUAAAUGUUGAGAUAAUCUUAUAUAUUGAGGAGAGAGGAGAAGAGGGGGGGAAAAAAAAAAAAAAAGAAACAUCACAACACUAUUUAUCGGGGCCUUUUUUCAUUCUGGAGCAACAUCAGGAAACAGGAAACAAACGCCUCUUCAUUGGUGGGAUUCAGAGUCCGGUUCGUGACACAUCGACUCCGCUGUUGAACUCGGGAAAAGCCUUAAAUCGGUUCGGCUGGUUUGCAGUAAAGUGGCGACGAGAGGCGACUUCCACAUAACGUCAAAUGUAUCUCAACGUGACAGAUUAUGCAGACUUGUUGAACGAGUAUAUCUAUAUAGAAUUUACAAUUUGAUGUGGGUUUUUUUUGUUUUUUUUUUUUUGGAAACAUAAAAACCAAGUCAUCCAACGGUUAAUGUCACUUUUUUUCUCCCCCUGGAACAUUUUUAGUUUUUUUUUUUUUGUUUGUUUGUUGUUUUUUUUUUUUGCUUUAUUUCUUUUUUUUUGUUAAAAACUAAAGUUGGUGUUCAUUAAAGUUGAAAAAGGAUUUAAAAAAAAAACUAAUGAUGUGAAGUCGGUGCACGUUCAUGAUUUUUUGUGAAUGAAGUGUGGGCCUGGAAAAUCAUUUUACUUUUGAGUUGUGUCACAUGUGAAAGGGGGAUCGAUGAAUGACGAGUCCGUGACGGCCGAGUUUGUACCUGACGAGAUUAAAAUGGUUAAUUGGUAACGUUAAAAAACCGGUUUGGGGUCUCGUGGAGCCCGUCUGUCUGACUUUAUCCAUCGUGCAGAGAUGUUUCAUGUCUGUUUUUUUUUUUUUUUUUUUUUUAAUUUUGUUUUGUUUUUUGUUUCUUUUUGAAUGAAUCGGUUCCAGUUCAACAUGUGGAAUGUUUUUGUGGUUCUUACUUUUAAGAAGAGGAAGAAAAAAAAAGAAAAAAAAAGACACCUGUUAAUCCGGGGUAACUUUGAUUUUUAGUGUUGCCAAGGCAAAUGUAAAUAUGCAGUCCAAUAAAGUAACACUUGAUGAUA